AUGCUAUGUUUAAGGAGAACCUUACAAGUGAAAAAAUUAGAAUUUUGGGAUGAAAUAUUAUUUGCAUAUAGACAGCAAAUAGCAUUUGGUUAGAAAGAGAAUUUUGGCCUAUUGUAAAUAAUCACAGAUAAAUUUUUGGAUGUUUAAUAAAAGAGAAUUGCUUACCACAUUAGAAUAUGUAUGGAAAAUAAAAAAAGUAAGAGAAGUAAAAGAAGUCUAAUAGAAGAGAGUAUUGAAAAUAAUCCAAUAGAUUCUAUUAAAUCUGAAAUAAAAUGUCUUAAUAGUAAUUCUAAAAAAGGACAUUAUUAAAGAUAAGAAGAAUAUCAAAAUGAGAUAAAUGAAGAUUGCGAAGAUGCAUAGAAUGGCUAGCAAGAAGAAAAUGAUGAUUAUGAAUAUAUAUACGAUGACAAAUAAACAAUGAAUGAGCAUUCAUCCACUGAUAAUAAAAGUUUAAAUAAAGAAGAAAAUGAAAGUUAUGAAUUCUGUUAUUAAGAUGAAGAAAUAUAACCUUAAUUGCAAAAAAUUAAGUAUGUCACUAAAGAAAAAGCUGAAAAAGAAAGAAAACUUAAAAAAAUACUAGAAUAAUUAGAAAAUUUAAAUAAAAUAAAUACCAAUUAAGCUGAGGAUAACCCUCCAUCAUAAAAUUCUAACGAGUAAUGGUUUUACUCAAAUGUUAAAUUAGUAACCAAAAAGAAAAAUAAAAAAUAAUCUGCUAACAUUUAUUGA
Messenger RNA from Tetrahymena thermophila SB210, 726 nucleotides. Its product is annotated as dual specificity phosphatase domain protein. The record is from RefSeq and is a predicted model, not a curated record. The transcript is spliced from 2 exons. NCBI's taxonomy places the organism in Eukaryota, Ciliophora, Oligohymenophorea, Hymenostomatida, Tetrahymenidae.